Messenger RNA from Cryptococcus wingfieldii CBS 7118, 987 nucleotides. Its product is annotated as exosome complex component RRP4. Gene Ontology annotation, molecular function: RNA binding. Lineage: Eukaryota; Fungi; Basidiomycota; Tremellomycetes; Tremellales; Cryptococcaceae. The coding region runs from base 1 to 987 and encodes 328 amino acids. The transcript has 6 exons. Gene Ontology annotation, cellular component: cytoplasmic exosome (RNase complex); nuclear exosome (RNase complex). The record is from RefSeq and is a predicted model, not a curated record. Gene Ontology annotation, biological process: poly(A)-dependent snoRNA 3'-end processing; U4 snRNA 3'-end processing; nuclear polyadenylation-dependent rRNA catabolic process.
AUGUUCAGCGUAUCAACAGUGACCGCCACAGACUCCCACACCUACGCCGAUGAUGUCCCUGCCGUACAUCGCAAGCAUCAAGCGGAACUCGACGCCAUGGACCUCGAUGGAGACGAGUUUGGAGGAGCUGGACCGAGCUCGAGGAAUAUCGUCACGCCUGGGACUGUUAUCACCAGCUCCAAAGAGUAUAUGAGGGGCCAUGGAACGUAUGUUGAAGAUACAAAUGUUGUAUCGUCCGUAGCUGGUACCAUCGAUCGGGUCAACAAACUCAUAUCUGUGCGACCACUGCGUUCAAGGUAUACACCAGAAGUUGGUGAUCUGGUGAUCGGUCGUAUCGUUGAAGUUGGCGCUCAAAGAUGGCGAGUGGACGCCAACGGACGGCAAGACGCGGUCCUCAUGUUGUCGAGUGUCAAUCUUCCCGGGGGCGUACAGCGCAGAAAGAUUGAGUCGGAUGCUUUGAGGAUGAGAGAGUUCUUGGCGGAAGGUGAUCUUUUGGUUGCUGAAGUACAAGCUUUCUUUGGAGACGGUGCCAUGUCAUUACAUACGAGAUCUCUGAGAUACGGCAAGCUGCGAAACGGCUUCCUCCUCACCGUCCCUCCCCAACUCAUCCGCCGUCUCAAAUCCCACUUCUACCAUAUCCCUCCUCCUUGCGGUCCUUCCGGUGUGGAUGUCAUCCUCGGCUUGAACGGUUUCGUCUGGGUUAGCAACGGAACGUCUGUGGAGAAGAGAGAGGGUGGUGAAGGGUUUGACCUGAAUGCUGUCUACAGUGACGAGAACGACGUGAUCGCCCCGGAGGCAAGACAAGCCAUCACACUCGUCGCCAACAUCAUUAAGAUCUUUGGCGAUGAAGGGAUCCCUCUGACCGAAACGCUUAUCGGUGAAGCGUACGCUUGGGUGGAGAAGAACGUGCCGGCUGGGACACUCUUGGAUCAAGAGACUAUCAACCAGAUGCUGGGAGAAGUGACGGGGGUGGAGGUCGGUGCUUAG